AUGAAGCCGCCAAAUUUACGUCUUUUAACGCCGAAUGGAAGAUUCGAAACAAAUAAAAAUAUUUGUUUAAGUAUUUCUGGUUAUCAUCCCGAGACUUGGCUGCCGUCUUGGUCAAUUAGAACAGCUCGGAAUAAUUUCGGAAUACUAAACAGACUCCGAUUGGGACAUAUUAUAUGUCAUUCGACUCAGCUCGGCGAGCUGAGUCGAAUGACAUCAAAAUAUCGAUUGGGACAUAACUAUGGGCCGAGAUACAGGGCUCGAAAUGGUCAAAAACCAUAG
Messenger RNA from Meloidogyne enterolobii, 279 nucleotides. The record is from the annotation of a GenBank genome assembly. NCBI's taxonomy places the organism in Eukaryota, Metazoa, Nematoda, Chromadorea, Rhabditida, Meloidogynidae.